Messenger RNA from Caenorhabditis remanei, 1020 nucleotides. RefSeq lists its product as uncharacterized. Lineage: Eukaryota; Metazoa; Nematoda; Chromadorea; Rhabditida; Rhabditidae. Gene Ontology annotation, biological process: lipid metabolic process. The transcript is spliced from 7 exons. The record is from RefSeq and is a predicted model, not a curated record. Bases 1 to 1020 code for a protein of 339 amino acids.
AUGAUGAAAAAUUUGCAAUUUUUGGUGCUUUUUGGCUUAUUGGCAGGUACCCAGUGCUUACUGUCUUGUGAACAAUGUCUCAGUUCUGGAAAUCACUACUGUGCCGACACAAAACUCUGUAAUACCCCAGUAUGUGUCAACACGAUUACGGUAGCCCUGAAUUGUCCUCGCAAGUCGAAUGUCACGUAUGAUGACAACGAGGCAAGGACCAAGUGGUUACCACUAUUUGGUGCGGGAGCGACGAAUGAGAAGAUGGCACAAAAGUGUUUUGACAACAACUGGCCAACUAUGAAGCUGUCCGAACGGAUUCUUGUCGAUUGCAGUGAUCCGAGCCCGGUUCUUCCAACCACCCAAUGUGCCAUGAUCACCGCCGUCGACACCACCCAGAGAAUUCUUGUCAUGUCAUUCCGUGCAACUUAUGGAAAUACCCAGUUGGGAGAGGAAGUGCUGAACUAUUUCGUUGGGAAGAAGCAAUUUUUCGAUGUCGGAAUGAUUUUCGAAUUCUUUUAUGAUGCUUACGUGGCACUUUGGAGAGGAGGGCUGGAACAGGAGAUUAGGAAUUUGAAGUACAAGUAUCCGGAUUAUGAAGUUUGGGUCACCGGUCAUUCUCUGGGAGCCGCUUUAGCCUCUGUCGGAGCUUCUUGGGUUGUCAAAUCGGGAAUUUUCACGCCAGACAAGGUGAAAGUCUUCACCGCUGGCCAGCCACGUACCGGAGACUAUAAUUAUGCAAUGUGGCAUCAAAAUACGUUUGCCUACUCAUUCCGUGUCGUCCAUCACCACGAUAUUGUUCCCCACGUACCAUUCCAAUACGAGGUGGUAGAUCACGAUAAGAUGUAUCAUCAUAGGACGGAAGUUUGGUACAACAAUGACAUGUCGGUCGGGUCCACCUACCAAAUCUGUCCAGAAGCCGAUGGAUUAUAUUGUGUGAACCAGCAAGUCGAUUUGAGCUGGAACGACCAUACCCACUAUUUUAACACUGAUUUGAAUGUAUAUGGAGACCAAGGGUGUCCCAAGAAAUGA